Astyanax mexicanus (Mexican tetra) is the source of this 2418-nucleotide messenger RNA. It is a transcript of the gene apof, whose product is annotated as apolipoprotein F. NCBI's taxonomy places the organism in Eukaryota, Metazoa, Chordata, Actinopteri, Characiformes, Acestrorhamphidae. The coding region runs from base 300 to 1592 and encodes 430 amino acids. The record is from RefSeq and is a predicted model, not a curated record. Gene Ontology annotation, biological process: cholesterol metabolic process. The transcript has 2 exons.
CAGAAACAAAGAACAACCAUCCCCAGUGGUCCAAGAGAGAGGAGAAAAAGAGAAGAAGAGCGAGAGAGAUGAGAGGAAGAGAGGGGACACGGGGAUAAACAAACAAUACGCCUUUAGAAAACAUGGACCCUCUCCACGUGAGCACAUGUUCCCCAGUGAGAAACGGGGCCAAAUACCCACACACAUGCACACACACACACACACACAGAAAGAGUAAAAGAGAGAGAGAGAGACAGAAUCGUACACCGUCUGGCACAAGGAAAUAAGACAUAUUUUUUGCCUAUUUUGUGUGAGCCACCAUGAUGGUAAGGAAUUCCAAACUCAAGUGGCUGCUUCUGAUACACUUCCUCCUGUGUGACAUGAGUCAUGCCAGAGCUCCGCCCCCUUCUGAUCUCAAGAAUGGCCUUGGGCCUGGCAUCUCCCUUGUCAGCGUGUCUCCAGUUUCUUCACCUUUGUUACAGAUGGCUCUAAAGCUAGAUACAGAGCAUAAACAGAAAGCCACGUCUGGAGAUGAAGAUACCCUGAGUAUGGCAGAAGAACCAAAUGUUGACUCUGCCCAUCAGUUUGUCUCCAAUCUUGCACCGUCUCUACAGGAUCUGGUCCAUCUUCAAGGAAACGUGAGCUGUGCAGAGCUGGCUGCAGGGCCCUGGGGAGGGGAAGACUUUUCCCAGGAGCUAUUGGGUCUGGUAAUGGUUCCAGUGCUAAUUUCUGCCCAAUGUCUAUCUGAAGCUCAAUCACUGGUUAUGAACCUCUAUGGUCUACUUGGACAGAAUGAUACGCAAGAGCUUGUGAAAGAUAUCGUGACCCUGAUAAAGCUUGGUAAAAACUCUUCUCCCCACAUUUACUCCUCUUCGCCGCGUAUUACAAGUGGGUACUCACAACGACACCUUCAAGCAGUGAUGUUUAACAUCCAGCAGUUGGCAGAUGCAGGUGAUGAGAACAUGGGUGGGAUUUCUGGGCAAAAUAACCUGUGCCAAGGCUGGGUGAAGGUAAAGGGUACUCAGUUACUGGGGAAAACAGCAAACCAUGCUGAGCAUCUCCACCUAAGUAAGGCAAAGCAGGUCUGUCAAAGCCUGGGAAUCAACUGUGCAGGGGUGACAAAAGUUGAAGAGUCCAACCCUAAGAUGUACCGUGUUAUCCUAAGGCCUGGCAGCAGGGUAUUUCCUACAGCUUCUCGUAAUCAAUCAGAGAGCUGGAUUCAAAAGUGUGGGGUGGAGAGUGUGCGCUGGCGCAGGCAUGCAGUUCCUCAGCUACACACCUGCAAGAAUGCAAAGGAGGAGCGUGUGUAUAAUGUAGUGGAGUGGAUCCCUGGAGUGUCUACUCUUUAUAACCUGGGCACAGCUGUUUACUAUGCAUCUGUUAAUUGCUCCAGCACUGCAAAGGAGAGAGCCAUCCUCAGUGCUGUGGAUCUGGGCACUGACGCCCUUAUGGCUGUAACUGGAGGGGCUGCAGGUGUGGCUGGAUAUGCUCUGGGGGCAGGGCUUAAGACUGGUGUCAAGGCAGGAAUUAAGUACUUGCUAAACAACAUGGAGGAAGGAGACCUGGUUAUGAACCAAGAGAGCUGGGAGGAUGGAACCAUUACCAUUCAGUAAGAUUGAAGAAAUGAUGAGCUGAUGAUGGAAACUCAACAACUAAUACUUGGAAUUAAAUGAGAGAUAAUGAAAUUGUACAAGUUAACAGAUUUUGCACUGGUCACAUGGUUUGUCACAACAUAAGUACAGUUUACAGAAAACCGGUUACAAACGGGUGGUAUAUUUAACAGCGUCCAUGAUACAUAUUCACAGAAAAAAAAAUAUUGGAACCCUAAUGACUGGACAGCAAUUACAACCAAAAUGCACAGUAAAAGGUAAUCAAGAAUAACAAUGUGACUAAUAUUUAUAUGAUGUAUAAAUCAGUAUUACUGCACCAGUAUUUGGUUUGUGUGAUUGUGUUCAUUUUCCUGCCAUUUCGUACCAAUAAUCGUAACUAUCCUCAUCCCAAAGCUGUUUAUCUCUGUAUCCAUUUUGUCUCUUCCUUGUGUGUAUAAUAUUUAACAACCUACUACUAUCAUACUGUGACACCCUUAAUGAUAUGUUAUGCAAUAAGGAUAUGUGUAUUUUAAACAAGAUAUUUUAUUUACAAGUCUGUAGACAAAAUAAUUGAAAUGUUUGAACUAUAUUUACAAAGAAAAGCCUAUGUGUGCAUGUCAUUUUUACAAAGGAUACAAGUUUCAAUCAACACCAAAACCGCCAGCCUAAAUUCACCAAAUCAGAACAUUACUGUUGCAAAAAACACAAAGUGGCAUAAUGUAUGGGUAAAAUGUAACUAAUAACAUGAAACCUGUAUCUCACAAUAGCAGAUCUUUUUGUACAGUAUCAAUCAGUGUGUCCUGUUACUUGUUUUUGUAAAUGUUUACAAUAAAUAACCACUAAAAUCUCA